UUGUCAUUGUCACUGUCACUGAAAGUAUCAAGCCGCAAGCAAAGUGCGUGAACUCUAAAUUUUAUAGAAUUGCUUUUCAUUAAUUACAUACCUAAAUUAAGUAGCUAUUAUGUAAAUAAUAAACAAUAAAAAUGCCAAAAGUACGUUAGAUAUUAGUUCUAUUCUGUUGUUUUUUAUGUUCAUUUGUUCAGACCAGAAUGGACGUCGACCUCUUACGGCCGGGCACUGUGCCUAUAUCUGCUGAUACUGUAUUAUGGUUUGAAUUUUUAUUGGACCCAAACUUACUGAAAGAACACUUGAGUAAACCUAACCCAGAACCUACACCAUGCGAGUUAAUAGAAGAAUUUUUGUCUGUGGACUCAAAGAAUUCAAAUUCAAAGCCAACUAGUGAGAGAGUGGUUGAUGUUGAUAUCCCACCUAGUCCUCCGUCUGUGACCACACCUACAAAUCUACAGUUUACCCGUAAACAGUUGGCGUUGAAAAUUCUUGCAUUGAAAGUUGCAGCCACUUUACAUUGGAAUUUGGAUAUCUUGGAAUCCAAACUGCCACCACAAACCCAACAACACUUGAUGCAGGAUCUUGUUUACAUGGCAACAGACACUACUUUUGCUGUUCCACCACAGGAUGUACCAACAGAAUUUAUACAUAAAUCUCAGGUCCAAUUUGCCCUUACACUGUACCACAGAUGGGUGCUAAGGUUUCCAGUGAAAGCUGCUCUUUAUUCUAAGACAACCAAAAUGGCUUUUGUUCACAUGCCUGGAAUGCAAGGAGAGACUGGCUAUAGUCCACUUAACCAAAAUUUCGAAAAAAUUCUUCGCAUGUGUGAAUCAUCCCGCAUGCAAAGCAUUAGAUAUUUAGAUAGUAUAUUGUCUUACUAUGAAACAACACUGGGUAGAAUGGAAGCGAAGAAAAUUAAAAUUCCAGUUAGGGAAGCUUUUAUUCACUUGACUGAAGAUUCUGAUGAUAUGAACCAUAAUUGGAAUGCUGGUGACAUUAUUAUUAGUCAAUAUGAGUUAGCAAUGCAGAUACAUUUUGAUCUAUGCUACAAUUACUUUUUUUAUGGACAACAUGAUCUGGCGAAGCAACACAUAUUGGGAUGCAGAGAAAACUCGAGUUUACUUGAAAAAGAGAUAUCUACUUUUGGCUAUGGGGAACAUGAUACAAUGCCAUGGGGUGAUUUUUAUUAUGCCAGCAUGACUAAAGAUGAUAUUUUGGGUUACAUAAGAGCUCUAAAUUUAGGGUAUGAAGUUCUCAAUGAAGAGCCGUCUCUUCUACAAAAACUUCAAGAGGCUGUAGCUAACCAUUAUACAGGAAUUAUAGCAAUACUUCAAGCAGAUAACUUAUCUAGAGAAAUACCAAUGGUACACAGAGAGGUUGUUGAGCUUGAUAUUCAAGGAUCUGCUUCAAGUGGGGCAUUCACUGUUGCUAGAGAUUUAUUAAAUCGCGUUGCCGCCUUAAAUGCCGUCAGAUAUGCUCUAGAAGGAGGAAUUCCGUCCACCCAUCCCGACUUUAUAAAUAAAUGUAAAACUUUUGGAAUCAAAUUUUUUGAUCUGCUAUUUUGGGCGAUUGCGCCUGUUUUAAUGUCAGACUUGUCUGAUACUGACUGGAAAAAUCUAAAAAUGUUCUUUCUACAUCUAGCCACAUCACAGUUGAAAUUUCCUAUAGAGAGAAUAGAUGAAUAUCUUAAAAAGUAUGUGGGCGAUUCAGCCGAAAGUAUAAGAAAGAAAUUAAUAUCCAAUGAACAUUUAAAUGAAAUAUUAAAUGAUCCCGCCAACAUCGACGAUGAAAACGUUGAUAUUCCGCGAGAACUUUUAAGUGACGAUUGGGAUAUGCCUGAUUUUGAGUGUAAAUCUGUACCUGAACUAGAAAUCGGUAGGUUAAAGAAACGCCUCAUUGAGGCAUCCACAGCAGAUGACGUGCGUAUGUGUCUAGUUAAACUCGCGAUGAUGGUGCCUUCUUCGCCAUUGUGGAAGUUGAAUCCAUCUUGGAAACCUCCAGGGGGUUUGGGCAAUGCUUUGACUUCAUUACCGCGUGGGUUUUUGCAAGAUUUUGGAUAUGUCGUGUCUGGUGCGGCUCGAGCUCGCGCUGAAGCUGGGUGCGCGCGGACGGCUCUAUCUCUACUAUCAGUAUUAGAAGGCGAAGCUCGAAGUCAACUCGGAGGAAGUUCAGAUCCCAUAUUAUACAGGCUUUGUCGACAGUUAUCGUGGGAAGUAUUGCUGCUGCAAGUAAAUGUAAUGCUGUCUGAAUGGCCUCACCAUCGCAUUAAUCUGACGGUUUUGUCCGACAAAUGCAAAGCUUGUAUAGCUGCUGUAACUUCUGGCGAUAGUAUAAUUCCUAGACCACAAGUAAUUGAAUCGUGUUGGACUUGUCUAGUGAAUGCCUGUGAAUGGGAAGGCGCGAGUGUGACCAACGGUCCAGGGGAAGCCGCUUCAGCAUUAUGUGCUGCUUGCUGUGAGCUACAGAGAGGGAAGGGUUCUAGAAAAUUCCCCAGAGCCCUGUGGGAUUAUACUCUAUCUAUAUAUAACAAUGGUUCAAACGGUCCUGUAAAGCGAUCAGCAGGUGGAAUGCCAUCACAUUCUCGCGAUGCAUCAAAUGUCGCAGCAGAGGCCAGAAAUGCCUUUAACGGGUUUUUGGCAACUCUUCGCGAACCGCUCGCAGUCAGCGUUAUGAUGUCUCUGCUUGCAAAAAUACACAAUCUCCUCAUAGACGACAGUUCAUUAGAACUAGUUGUUGAAUACACGAAUCUUUGGCCUUCAAAUAUAUCCAAUAUGAAUAAUUACAAUAUGAAACAUAUACUGGAAUCUCUUACUGAAUUGCUCGAAAGGAGCUUGAGGCUGUACCCGUAUAACACUUCAUGGCUACGUCUAUACGGCGACGUAGAAAUGGCCGGAAGCCGUUGGGCGGCAGCUCUCCGCAGAUACCUGUGCGCUCUGACCGCAGCCACCUGGCACUUCGCCAAGAGGGCCCCCGAUGAAGGCGGGCUGGCCCGACGCGCCGCGCGAUGCUGCCAGGCCCUCUCGGCGCCCACGCAGGCGGCUGCGCUGUGCCAACUGCCUGAUGAACCUGAUUACACUACCGCUUUUAAAUGUCUUGCAGAAAAAACUGGCAGUGCCGCAGAUGCAAUGGACGGAUACUACGGAUGUCUAUGGGACGGGACUCUAUUAGAAGUAGGCGUUGCUUUACACGCGCGACGCGGGGAGGGAGGUAGACGGGCUAGGGCUGUCAAAGCCGCGGGAGCGUUGGAACUUAAUGCGAACAACAGUGAAGACAUACAAAGGGAAGCUGCUGCGAUACGACGGGCUAGACUGCUCCGAGCGCUCACUAACCAAUACGUCGCGUAAUAUAAGAAUAAUGUAUUUUUUUGGAAAAUCUUAAAAUUAUUUUAAGAUUUUUAAAAUUAAAAUAUUCAAUAUUU
This is a messenger RNA of Bicyclus anynana (squinting bush brown), 3415 nucleotides long. RefSeq names its product integrator complex subunit 8 (gene IntS8). Gene Ontology annotation, cellular component: integrator complex. Gene Ontology annotation, biological process: snRNA 3'-end processing. The record is from RefSeq and is a predicted model, not a curated record. Bases 198 to 3341 code for a protein of 1047 amino acids. NCBI's taxonomy places the organism in Eukaryota, Metazoa, Arthropoda, Insecta, Lepidoptera, Nymphalidae. The transcript has 9 exons.